AUGCAAUCCGUUCGCGAUCACAUUAAUUCCGUCCCUAGAAUUGAAAGCCACUAUACUCGGGCUAACAUAACUCGUGAAUUUAUUGAUGGUGAUCUUACCGUUAAAGAGCUGCAUCGAAAUUACGUAUUUAGUACGGGAACGAUGCCAUCGGCAACUUUUGACACGUAUUACCGAAUUAUCAACACUGAAUUUAACUUAUCAUUUUUUGUACCCAAAAAAGAUCAGUGUGAUCUCUGCGAGUCUUAUAAAAAUGCUGUCGGGGAAGACCAACUCAAAUUAAAAGAAGCUUGUGAAGAGCAUUUAAAACAAAAAUAUUUAAGUAAGAAAGAGAAAACUAAGGAUAUUGAGUUAGUAAAAGAAGAUUGUAACAAUAUCGUUGCAAUAUACGAUUUACAGGCAGUUAUGCCUGUAUCUAUCCGUUAUAGUUCAGCGUUUUUUACAAAUCAAAGUUGA
Messenger RNA from Parnassius apollo (apollo), 453 nucleotides. The record is from the annotation of a GenBank genome assembly. Lineage: Eukaryota; Metazoa; Arthropoda; Insecta; Lepidoptera; Papilionidae.